AUGGUAUCUCGGAAUCCACUAUCUAUGAUACUUGAUCAGAAUAAAUUAACUAGACCUAACUAUUCUUACUGGCUAACAAAUUUAAAGAUUGUCCUGACAUUUAAAAAAAUUGCAUAUACACUUGAUAAGGCACCUCCAAAAGAGGCUCCUGUUAAUGCCACCGCUGAUAAGUUGGAAAAGCUUGAAAAAUGGCCAGACCAUAAUCUUCAAGCAAGAUGUUAUAUGUUGGCUUCAAUGUCAAAUGAAUUGCAAAGGCAGUUUGAGGAGACUGUGGAUGCUACUGAUAUUCACAAACACCUACAAGAGUUGUAUGGUACACAGACUUGUUCAGGUAGGCAUGCGAUUGUCAAGGAGCUCAUGGCGGCUCGUAUGCGAGAUGAGGCUUCGGUCCAUGAAUAUGGGGUCAAGAUGAUUGGGGUUAUUGAAAAGUUAUUGAACCUUGACUUAGUUAUUCCACACGAGCUAUCGACAGACAUCAUAUUGAUGCCUUUCCCCUCCUCAUUUGACAAUUUUGUAAUCAACUUCAAUAUGAAUAAGCUAGAGGGCUACCCUUGA
This is a messenger RNA of Zingiber officinale, 555 nucleotides long. RefSeq lists its product as uncharacterized. Bases 1 to 555 code for a protein of 184 amino acids. The transcript has a single exon. The record is from RefSeq and is a predicted model, not a curated record. Lineage: Eukaryota; Viridiplantae; Streptophyta; Magnoliopsida; Zingiberales; Zingiberaceae.